CAGACGAAGUAGUAGAAAUGAAAAAUAUAAAUAUUUUGUGUAAGUGAACAUUGCAGAUAUAGUCUUUAGAAAUGUAACAACAAACGAAAAUAAUUCCUUUUUAUGAAUACAGUGUGAAGAUAUCUACACCCGGGCUUUUUCAGUCUCCUUCGCCGUUCUAGCAUUACUGUGCUGCGCUUGUCGACUGAUCACAUAUACGAAGGCACUGAAGACAAUGAUGGAGGAGUAUAAAGCUAGGCCAAUUUCUAAAUAUUACACAAAGGAAUAUAGUGAAAAAGGUUCAAUAGACGUGAAGGGAGAGGUCAGACGUGUUGGGAAUUCAAAAAUUGUGUCUGUAUCCUGUCACAUGAACAUCCCAAAAAGCCGCCCCAUUUUGCGAUGGGUCAUCUGGUGGAUCAUGUGGUGGCGGGCGAAACCUGACAGCUCUCCCAAAAUGAUAGGAGGUUCAUUUUUUCAUGAUGGACCAAUAAUGGGAAGAAAUAAUAUCAGGUGGCAACACAGGAAAGAUCUUCUAAACAAACUGAAACCACACUUGUUGUGUGCAGUGGAAAACCAAAAUGCAGAGUCUUACUUAAAAUCAAACAAUUCAGGUGAUUACCUUAGAAUGUACUUCAUCAUGGACAAGUGCGACCCUCCUGGCGUGUUCCGCUGUGAGGCUCUAAUCAAAUCCUACAAUGUCAGAAGCCACGAGGUACCUCUUUACGGAGAGUUCAAGGCUGGGGAAACAUCAGAUGGCAGAGUGGAUCCCAAGUGUAAAGAGGGAAAGAAACAUAAGGAAGAAAAGAAAAAGUACCUGCAACUUUACGACUCUCUUCCCGACUUUUACAUGCAUUCCAUGAGGAGAGACUUCCUUAAAUCAGAUCAUGUAAAAGGUGACCCCCUAAACUGGCCAGCAGAAGGUGGAUAUACGAUAAUGAAUGCAAAGUUUAGUGAAAAGGGAGGUCUGAGAUUCAUGGAAUUACAAUGCAAAGUGAAUAUUAGGAAAGUCAAGAAAAAGGUGGAAUUAGUAAAAGAGUUCUAUUUUUUCUAUCAACCUGAGGAGGACUGGCCAAACGCACGGGUGAUUCUGGCAGGCCUAGUGAGGGAUAAAGGAUUAUGGGUAGAUCCCUACCGAAUCCGCAUGUUUCCUCAGUUACGUAUAUUGUUGGAUAAACACAAAGGCAUGAUAUGGAGGGGCAGUGAAGGAAGUGGAAAACGUGCAGUGUUUACAAUAACGAUACCUAUGGAUUUAUGCGAUACUCUGAAGGGAGCGUUCCAAUGUCAGGCUAAAAUAGCGGCUCAUGGAUUCUCAUCUAAAAAAUACACAAUGGUCAGAGGAUGGUACAAAUUAAAGGACACACCAUUCUCAUCGAAGAGUAAAAACUGUAAUGCGAAAAAAGCAAGAGUUGGCAAACACGGCAGAAACAGCACUGCUGCUGGAUCUGAUUUAGAUGUGGGUUCAAGUGACGAACCUGCUGUUGUACAUUUGAUCGGAGAAAAGGAGGAGGAAUCCUCGGGCAGCGGAGGAGUGAUCGGUGCUAUUUGUGGUGUUGUGGCGGUGGGUGUGAUUGGAUUUGGAGGUUAUAGGAUGUACUCGUUAAAGAAAAAUGGCGCUCAAAAGGUUGAAGAAGGCGCAAAACCCAGUAACCAAGGAGCCGGUAGAGGGCGCGGCAGGGGUCGUGGACGCGGAAGAGGAAGAGGACAGACCAAGGAUGAACAGCCAUGACGUCAUGAAUCUGUCACCGAUCAGCAAACAUCUGAAAAGGAAGUGGCCUGGGGAGUUCCGAGUGGACGGCUAUUUCCUGUUGUACGGAGUCGUGGCAUUCGCAAAGAGAAUACAUGCACCGCUUCAAUUCACAUAGAAAUGUGCAAACAUUUUUAUAAAGAAAUCGUCAAAUUAUAUUAUGAAUUAAUAAAUAAAUACAGGAUAUAUAAAAUU
Molecule: messenger RNA, 1918 nt
Organism: Ostrea edulis (European flat oyster)
Lineage: Eukaryota; Metazoa; Mollusca; Bivalvia; Ostreida; Ostreidae
Exons: 15
Coding region: 215-1705 (496 amino acids)
Source: RefSeq, a predicted model, not a curated record